Arachis stenosperma is the source of this 1369-nucleotide messenger RNA. RefSeq lists its product as uncharacterized. The record is from RefSeq and is a predicted model, not a curated record. The coding region runs from base 124 to 1050 and encodes 308 amino acids. The transcript has 9 exons. Lineage: Eukaryota; Viridiplantae; Streptophyta; Magnoliopsida; Fabales; Fabaceae.
CUACCUCACAUUCUUCAAUACUAUUGCAUUUGUAUUCUAUCGCUCUCUUAAAAGCUUUUGUUUCUUCUCCUCAUAAUCUUUUUUCUCACACAUUCUUGUUCUGCUUCUGGUUUUGUGCCAGAAAUGGAGUAUGAGAACCGCUUCAGACAGGCCCAGAGACCAAAAUAUGAUUGCCUUUUAUUUGAUUUAGAUGAUACUUUGUAUCCACUAAGCUGUGGGAUUGCAAAGGCAUGUGGCCAAAAUAUCAAAGAGUAUAUGGUGGAGAAACUUGGCAUAGAGAGAAGAAAGAUUGAUGAAUUGUCCAACCUUCUCUACAAGAACUACGGAACAACUAUGGCUGGGUUAAGGGCAAUUGGAUAUGACUUUGACUACGAUGAAUAUCACAGUUAUGUUCAUGGGAGAUUGCCUUAUGAGAAUCUAAAACCAGACACAGUUCUAAGAAACCUCUUGCUGAGCCUACCCUAUAGAAAACUGAUCUUCACAAAUGCAGACAAAGUGCAUGCAGUUAAGGCACUUAACAGACUUGGAUUAGAGGAUUGCUUUGAAGGGAUAAUUUGCUUUGAGACCUUAAAUCCAAUCCACAAAAGCAAUGUUUCUGACGAUGAUGAUGACGAAAACGACAUUGACUUCAUUGGUGGUUCUAGAAGAAGCAUCAAUCAAACCGAGAAUAAUAAUAAUGGGGGUGGUAGUAGCUCCAAAAUCUUUGACAUCAUAGCUCAUUUUGCUCAGAUGAAUCCGAGUUCUAAUCUGCCAAAGACACCAAUUAUUUGCAAGCCCUCAGAAAAUGCCAUUCAAUUGGCACUCAAAAUAGCAAACCUAGACCCACAAAGAACUUUGUUCUUUGAGGACAGUGUGAGGAACAUACAAGCUGGAAAACGUGUGGGACUUGACACAGUGCUGGUUGGUACGUCUCAAAGAGCGAAAGGUGCAGAUUAUUCAUUAGAAAGCAUCCACAAUCUUAGGGAAGCAUUGCCUGAAUUAUGGGAAUUAGCUGACGUCAAAUCAGAAGUUGCUGCUUAUGUUGGUGUUGAAACGUCUGUAACUGCUUAAAUCGGAAUUUGUUCAUGGAGCUCACCUUAAAUCUUUGAUGAAAUUAUAAUGGUAUUAAUAAUAAGAAAAUCCAAUAAUUUAUUUUAUUUUAUAUGUAUGUAAAAAGGCCAGUGGUAAUGGACCUAAUUAAGAAAGGUGUAGUAGUAGGGACUCUGCUAGUUGAUGUAGAAGCUAUGAUAUUAUCUUAUGAUAAAUAAAAUAAUUAGUAAUAUAGGUAGUCAAAAGAGUAAUUAUAAUAUAGAAAUAUAAUAAAAAAAAAUUUUAUUUUCUUGAUAAGUACGUGAUGUAUAUUUUUUUAAUUAUUGAUCAUUUUAUCAUU